CCUCAUGGAUGUAGAUACUUCCGCGGAAAAACUUUUUCUUCAGUUCCAGGGUGCACUCAGUUACAUGUUAGAGACUCAAAUAGUACGAAACAUCAGCGAAGACGUCAGUUUUAAUCUUUACACCCGAAAAAAUCCACAAGUAGCUCAGAUUCUCCCACCGACUUAUCCCUCUCUACUACCGCUAUCCUACUUCAAUCCAAAAUUGAAAUGCUAUUUUGUGAUUCACGGAUACACCGACCACAAACAUCGUGAAAUUAUCGCCCGCUUACGCCAAGUACUCAAUAACGCUGAGGACUCUAACGUUAUCGUCGUUGACUGGGGUCGGUUAGCCGCUUUCAUGUAUCUCCAAGCGGUUGAUAACACGGUUCCCGUGGGAACCUACGUAGGACAGUUCUUAUCGUUGCUAGAACAAAAUAACUAUAUAGAUUUACGGAACAUCCACAUGAUAGGCCACAGCUUAGGUGCUCAUAUUUCAGGGAUAGCCGGCGCGUAUGUCGGAGGCAGGGUGGGCAGGAUCACCGGUCUAGAUCCCGCAGGACCCCUCUUCGAAUUACUCGAAGAAAGAGAUGAAUCCGUGUCUUUAGACAAAAGUGACGCUCUUUUCGUCGACGUGAUUCACACCGACGCCGAAGAAUUCGGUAUAACCAAACCGAUAGGUCAUGCUGAUUUUUAUCCGAAUGAGGGAACGUCGCCCCAACCGGGCUGUAACAACAUACUGACUUCUGUGUCUUGCAGCCACAUCAGGUCCGUCUUAUUUUACACAGAAUCGGUCAUUAACGAGUAUCCGUUUGAGGCUAGGCGUUGUAACGUGACAGGAAGCGGCGACCCGUGUCUACAAGAGAAACCGGUUCAUAUGGGACAUCACCUGUCACCAGAGUAGGUCCCGAGGGAUAUAUUUUUUGGAAACGAAUGCAGAGCCCCCUUUCGCCAAACGUCAGACGACUCAAAAGUGUCAGGACUGACGAUUUUAGGAUUUCGACUGGGUGAAUUAAGUUCAUGUAAAUUUGUAACGUGGCUCAUAAAUAAAUGCGUGUGAAGUU
Molecule: messenger RNA, 1040 nt
Organism: Zophobas morio
Lineage: Eukaryota; Metazoa; Arthropoda; Insecta; Coleoptera; Tenebrionidae
Product: pancreatic lipase-related protein 2-like
Exons: 5
Coding region: 5-880 (291 amino acids)
Biological process (GO): lipid catabolic process
Molecular function (GO): lipase activity
Source: RefSeq, a predicted model, not a curated record